UUCAGCGCUGCGCAUCACAUUCCUCGUAGCAGAAUGUGCUCUCACACAUUGAUGCCACGGAUCCAUCUAAGGGUUUUGCUUUCGUUUUAAGUUCACCUGGUCUGAUGUGUUCCUCUAUAGUGUCAUUUGGGAGAGGAUGUUGCUUCUCAUUUACGCAACUUUGCUUGGAAUUUUCCUCAAAACAGGCUAUGCUCUCCAGAUCCAAUGUUACCAGUGUGAGGAGGUGAAAAACAAUGAAUGCUCCACGCCGGAGUUCAUUGUCAACUGCACGGUCAACGUGCAGGACAUGUGUCAGAAGGAGGUACUGGUGAAGAAGGAUGGCAUAUUUUACCGCAAGUCCUGCGCCUCGUCCGGGGCUUGCCUCAUAUCCUCGUCAGGCUACCAGCAGUUCUGCACUGGAAGGAUCAACUCUGUGUGCAUCUCCUGCUGUAACACACCGCUCUGCAAUGGGCCCCGGAAGAAGAACCGCCCGGUCCCGUCGGCCGCCACCUCUUCAUUUUCCUCCCUUCUUUUCCUUCUGGUCUCCCUCACGCUGGUCUCCCUCUCUCUGACAUAGACCGAGAGGCGUCCAUUUGUCCCCUGCUCUACCCGAAGAUAACACUAGAGUAUUAUGAGAAUACAUAUAGGCUACAGUACAUAACUGUACGUAGUGUAUUGGCCACAUCAGACUCUAGUAUCGUCUUUGGAGAGGAAUCCUAUACAUAAGAGACUAUCCCAGGAGGUUGGUGGUAACUUAAUUGGGGAGAACGAGCUCGUGGUAAUGGCUGGAUCAGAAUGAGUGGAAUGGUAUCAAAGACAUCAACCACAUGGUUUCCAGGUGUUUGAUGGCAUUCCAUUUGCUCCGUUCUGGCCAUUAUUAUGAGCCGUCCUCCCCUCAGCAGCCUCCUGUGGACUCUACAGCGUCAUCUUUGGAUCGGAUACUCAAGAGCUUAAGACUCUUUGGAAGGAUCCCCUUUUAUAAUCCUGGUGUUUUGAGUUUUUGAGAACUGAAUGCUUGCCAUUGCCUCCUUCUUCUUCGUCCCUCCCUUGCCCUCCAAUCCCCCCUUGCUUACUCUGUAGGUUCCCUAUUGGGGGCAAUGGGCACUGACCUCAUCAACGUCGGUGUUCUCCUGUUUAUAGGAAGAUCGAACGCUUCAGAUCAAUACUCCUGAUGAUUAGGAGUCAGACGUGAUCAUAGUCAGUGAGUACUCAGCAGCCGUUUAGCUGUGAGAAUUGUGUUAACUCAUCAUGGAUCUGAGUGUAGAGAUGGUACUGACAGUUGAGGACAUUGAGCAGUGAGUUGUAGGGAUUUUGGAGAUAUAUUUAGAUGUCUGCAUCAUUUACUACUAGUACAAGUUCUUGUUACAGUAAGUACUAACUGCAGGAUCGCAUGUCUUAUAUCAUUUGUAAGUACAGAUGUGUGAUCUUAAUUUGACCAGUUUCUCACAGCAGGAACAUAUUCCUACAGCAACAAAUCCUACAGAAAUGUGAAUUAUUGUGUGGGUUAUAAUUAAUGGACAUUUUCGUAAGGGUUGAUACAUUUUUUGUUUGGGAAACCAACAUUUUAAAGUGGAAAAUACAACAUUAGAAGCCUUUAAAAAUCUUGAAUACACUACAAGUUUGCUUUUCCUGCUGUGCAGAAAAUUCCCUGCAAAACAGGGUGAUCAAAUUAAGAUCCUAUAUCUGUAUAUACCCAAUUACUUUCUUGGACUUCACAUACUGCUGAAAGACACAAGGGAUUUGUUCUUAAACGUUAUAUAAAUUGACAUACACUACUGUUCAAAAGUUUGGUUCACUUAGAAAUGCCCUUGUUUUUUAAUUUUAAUUUUUUUGUCAAUUAAAAUAACAUCAAAUU
Molecule: messenger RNA, 1834 nt
Organism: Oncorhynchus gorbuscha (pink salmon)
Lineage: Eukaryota; Metazoa; Chordata; Actinopteri; Salmoniformes; Salmonidae
Product: ly6/PLAUR domain-containing protein 1-like
Exons: 3
Coding region: 137-556 (139 amino acids)
Biological process (GO): acetylcholine receptor signaling pathway
Molecular function (GO): acetylcholine receptor inhibitor activity
Source: RefSeq, a predicted model, not a curated record